Penicillium pulvis is the source of this 822-nucleotide messenger RNA. RefSeq lists its product as uncharacterized. The record is from RefSeq and is a predicted model, not a curated record. The transcript is spliced from 2 exons. The coding region runs from base 1 to 822 and encodes 273 amino acids. NCBI's taxonomy places the organism in Eukaryota, Fungi, Ascomycota, Eurotiomycetes, Eurotiales, Aspergillaceae.
AUGUUUGGGGUCAAGCGUCAGCGCGACGACGACAAGUCGUCCAAGCUUGCUCCUCAGAACAAAAAGCUCUGUCAGCCAUGGCAAACACCUGACCUCCCUGAGUCUCCGAUCGACCUCGAUCACAGUCCUUCCCGAGCCCCGACCUUGACUCCCGUGGAUUCCUCUGAUGAAGAAGCCAGCUCCAAGAAGCCAAGCACGGAAGAUGCUUCAGCGGGUACUGCGGCAAAUUCGGCUGAACUCCCAUGGGCGCCGAUCAUUACUUUUAGCACCUCCUCUGCAAACCCACCCACUGCCCUGGCUGGCAGUCAUGAGCUCUCCUGGUUUGUGAACUCCAACAACAUGAGCACCACUCCUCUGUCAGAAAUCCCUCACCCUAGUUUCAAUCAAUCAAACAGUGCCAGUGGGGCUUCCACAGCCACCCCGAUGCGCAGCCCCGGGCCGGUCGCACACGAUCUCAUGAACACCCCCCGACCAGACCCAACGGACGAUGUCGCUCUUGAAUAUCCAGACUAUUUUAUGCAUGCCAGGCUUCCAAGCCCAGUCAGUGAGGACGACAAUGAUACGUCCAUGAAUAGUUUGCCCGCAAGCGACACGGACAUGGCUGCAUACUCGCACUCUCCUCGGUGGUCCCCAACCCCAGAAUUUCCUGAGAAUCCGGCAUUUCUUACACCUGUCUUAACUCGCCGACCCACUCCACGAGCAAUGCAGCUCUCUGAGAGCGCUUCCCCCAAGAAAGCGGCCAUCGCUAUGGGGUACCGUGCUGACUGUGAGAAGUGCCGGAACAAAGUCCCAGGGCACUACAGUCAUAUUAUCCGGACUUAA